GGAAACAGCAUAAAAGGAAGGAUCUAUCACUAACAAAAAAACUUGAUACAAUUGUUCAUCUUUUGAACAGCAUUUAUUCAAAGUUUUAUCAACAUGUUUUUGGUUCAAUUUUUACGAUUUUUAGUUUGUGAAUUUCGCAAAAUCGCAAUGCGGUUGCAAAAAAAGUCCAUGCUAAGAGUUAAACACAAUCACACGGAGAUUGGUUCAGAGAUAUCAAAAUUAAUUUGUCGCGUUGUCGGGUUACGAACGUUUGUUGAUGAUGUUAUAGCAGUAAAAUAUUUAAAGCAACUGGAAUCGAUCUGCAUUUCAUACAAUAUACUACCAAACGGGUUUUCACAAGAUCCAAGAGUAACACCAUCAAAAUGGACUACAACAAAAUCCAUCCUUUACUUGAGUUUAAUGACCAUUAAUAUCAUACGCUUGAUAUUGUUGAGUUGCUUUAAUCUACCCGAUAAAUGGCAUCUUCUUCUUGGUGACUUUUUCUAUGGUCAUAAAAACGGUCGUCUCUUUUGGCUCUUCUUUUUGAAUGCAUCUAUUUUUGGUGAAGUAUUUAGACACUUUUGGAUAUAUUUGAUUGAAAAGAAGCAAUGGGAAUCCUUCAAGUUUGAACAAAUAGUAUAUUCAAAAGGAUUCAAGAGUCAAGUUUUAUGCAUGGAUCUAUUCUAUUGCCGAAAAUUGCGUUUUUUUGUCACCAAUUUAGCAAUUUUUUGGGUUAGGAUAUUAUAUUGUGCUUCAAUUAGUUUCGCACCGAUUUUGAUCCUCAUUGUUCAUUCAAUGUAUAAACUCCCGCAUACAUUGGAAAAGUAUAUUUACACAGGCUUUUGGCUUGUCAUCAGUUAUCUUGGAUUCGUUUGUGUCAUUAGCAACUUGCUGUUAAUUGGUAGUGUCAAUACAAUUCAAUUGUGUUAUUUUUACUUUAAAGUUGCUCAUGUAACCCAAAGUGUACACAAUCUUGCAUUGAAUAGAUCACAAUCAAAUAACGCUAACUAUUUCCUUGAAUACAAAGCUACUAUUCGCGAGAUUAUUCGCUAUCAGAAUGAAAUUGAACAAGCAAAUAUUAGCAUUAGGAACUUGUUCAUAUUCACUUACCUAGGAAUCUCUUUUGUUGACGAUUUUGGAAUUUACUCUGCAGUUUUUGUUCAUAUUGAUCGUGGAUUCAUGGACUUUUUCAUUGUGAACGCUGCUAUGAUUGGCUUAGUAACGACUGCAGCUUGUUCAUACACCAAUGGAGUCUUGUUGGCAAAGAUGAACUCCUGUUGCAAGAAUCUAAGGAAAGCAACUAAACAUUUGCAAUUGAACGUGCAAGCCUUCAUAAAGGUAACUGAUUUAGAAGAUCGACUUUCUAGAACUGAUAUUGCAUUCACUAUGGGUACGAUGUUGGAUCUAACUACUCGAAUCUUUGUUAUUUAUUUGCUAGAAAACAUUUGCCUCAUUAUGAUGUUUGAAAUAAACUUUCGCAAAUAAGAAGCAACUAAACAACAGAACGAACUGAUUUUAACGAUGAAGGCUAGAGGAAUGAUACACUUAUGAUGGGUAUCAAGAAACAGUGGGGACUAAUUUCAUGUAAAAAUACCGAUUUCCAACAAUAAUAUAAAAAAAUAAAGUAUUACAUUAAUCUACACAAUCUACACAUCUACUCAAUAUAUCAAAUUUUUGGUUCGAGGUUGUGGCCAAACUGAGCGGGCUCUAAGAAAAAAAUU
This is a messenger RNA of Tetranychus urticae (two-spotted spider mite), 1700 nucleotides long. RefSeq lists its product as uncharacterized. The record is from RefSeq and is a predicted model, not a curated record. NCBI's taxonomy places the organism in Eukaryota, Metazoa, Arthropoda, Arachnida, Trombidiformes, Tetranychidae.